Messenger RNA from Myripristis murdjan (pinecone soldierfish), 4256 nucleotides. RefSeq names its product stress-induced-phosphoprotein 1. The record is from RefSeq and is a predicted model, not a curated record. The transcript has 16 exons. Bases 119 to 1672 code for a protein of 517 amino acids. Gene Ontology annotation, molecular function: RNA binding; protein binding; metal ion binding. NCBI's taxonomy places the organism in Eukaryota, Metazoa, Chordata, Actinopteri, Holocentriformes, Holocentridae.
CGGACUAAACCACCAAGAUUCCCGCAGAUUCGAUACCGAUCGUCCCAAUGUUACAAACGUGUUUACACAAACCUAAACAUUUUUAAUUUCGGGGAGAUAUUUGAGACGAUAAUGCUGGAUGGUUGCGCUCAUGAAAUUCACCAGGGAUAUAUGCAGGCUCUUGGGACUCGGCAGCGGCCCCACUGUCGAGCAGCAGGAGGAGCAGAUGGACUGUGGCGCUGCAACCCCUGACCCCGCUGAUGAUACCACUCUGUCACAGGGCACAUUAAAUGGAGAGGAGGGUCUGAGUGAAGAGGAGAAGGUUAAACGCCGAGCAGAGCGACGCAGAGCCAAGAGGAAGCGUCGUCGGAAACGUAAGAAGCAGGAACAGGUGAAGCAGAAUGAGAGUGCUGAACAGGAUGAUGAAGAUGAGGAUGGUGGUGCAGAGUCUGAACUGGAUGAUAGUGAAUCAGAGGCAGAAUUUGGGGGUGAAGGGGAGAAGGAAGCACCAAAGGAUGAGAAAAAUGUGGAGAAACUAGCUAUUUCCCACAAGUAUGCCACCGCUCCUGCCAUGGCUCCUUCAGGAAUCAAGGGCCUUCAGAAGACUCAGGCCAGACCCAGUGAGGAGGAGCCAGAGUGGGAUGUGAGCAGUGCCUUCUUUGCUAAUGCUGCUAGUCAUAUCAAACCCAAAGGCUCAAAUCGAAAGUCCAAAGAAAACAAGGAGAAUGAGGCCAGAAGAGAGACAAAUGGAUCUGAUACUGUGACAAAGAAAAGUGCUUCAUUGACAGAAAAAGGGAUAAAGCUGGUGCAAGAGGGGCAGUACUCUCAAGCAGUCAGUAUGUUUACAGAAGCCAUCAAAUGUGAUCCUAAGGAUUACAGGUUUUUUGGGAAUCGUUCCUAUUGCUAUAGCUGUUUAGAGCAGUACCCUCAGGCCCUUGCAGAUGCAGAGCGCUCUAUUCAGCUGGCCCCAGACUGGCCCAAAGGACACUUCCGCAAGGGCAGUGCUCUCAUGGGCAUGAAGAGGUACAGUGAGGCAGAGAAGGCCAUGGAGCAGGUGUUGAAGCUGGACAAAGACUGUGAGGAGGCUGUCAACGAUCUGUUUAACUGCAAAGUGCUACAGUUAAUGGAGCUUGGUUUUGAUGAAGUGCAAAGUGUAUCACUGCUGGAGAAAUUCUCUACUGUACAGGCUGUUCUGAACUCCUAUCCUGAAGUUGCCAGGGCUGGGAGCCAAGAUUCGUCAAUGAUGCAACCAGGAAGCCCUUGUGCAUCUCUUUGGGUUGGAAAUGUGACAACUGAGCUGACCGAGAAACACCUAUGGGACCUUUUCAAAAUGUAUGGGGAGAUAGACAGUAUCCGUGUGCUGCAUGAGAGAUUCUGUGCCUUUGUCAACUUCAAAAAUGCAAACAUGGCCGCUCUUGCCAUGGAGAAACUAAAUGGUUAUAGUAUUGAAAAUACACGUUUAGUGGUGCGCUAUCCUGACCGUCGCACCCAGAGAGCCCUUCCCAUUCCACUUAAGACCUGCCUCCCUGUUACACAGCAAGCAGGUGCAGCUGCUGGACCAAGACGUCGUGGCCCAGUGAACGGAGAUGAGUGUUACUUUUGGAGAACCACCGGCUGCCAUUUUGGAGACAAGUGUCGCUACAAACACAUUCCUGAUCAGAAAGGCAAGGACAGGAAGCCCUGGCAGCCUUGAGUUCAGUUUCCUCUCUGCUUCAGGAGCAUGCAGGAAGCUUGGACGCACAAACUGAGCCAAGAGAACCGGUACUGAAUGGACCAGGUUCUCUGGGCUAAAAACAUUUAGUCUGGUAGAAUGGACCAGAUUAUUCAAAGGACCAGAGGCAGUAUUCGGGCUCUAAGGUAAGGGAUAGGCUUUGUGCCAUGGAGGACCAAGAGUCUGUAGGUUCCAUUCCAAUAAAAGACUAUACCAAAUGAUUUUACUGAUUAGUUUGGCUGAAGUUUUGCUAGUCACUGUAUUCACCAGGUGUAGUUGCUGGUUGGAAUGAAAACCUGCAUGCUCUUUGCCUUCCAUGGCACAUGGUUGCUUAUUCCUGCUCUAAAGGAUACUGUCUAAUCUCAAAGGCUUACAGUUAUGUAUUCUUCACUAUUGGAUUUUCCCUCUAUCAAGGAGGAAGGGAAACUGGCCCAACCCAUUGUUAAAAUAGUUAAGGCUUUAUUCCUGACUGAAGUUACAAAAGAGCUUGAUAUGGAUUUUCAGGCCAAGGUUCUUCAGUGAUAAUCAUGGGGACACUCUCUUUUUAGUAAUUUCUGCUCAGUAAAGUAAACACAAAGCAGCAUAUCUACCUGCUUCAAAAGAACCUUGAUAACGCUGAACUUUAACUUAGCAAUUGUAUCACCAGAUUUGCCCCAUUUUGAGUUUAUCUUUACUUAAACUGCCUGUCAAACCUUAGUAGAUGGACAGUGAUUUAAUAGAACAUCUCAUCCCUUCUACUUUGGGUCCUCAGGAUAGGCUAAACCACAGUGCCACCCACCCUGCCACAAAUGGGACUCUCAUCUCAGCCUAGAUCCUGUUCUUUUAUUCUGUGCCAAUAUCAACAGAUUGCCCAGCAGACCAAAGACUUACCAACAGACUUACUUGACAUUUCAGUUCCUCCCAAAUCCAGACAAGGUCUUUCGUUCAUGCAGAGACCUAGAGAGGUGCCUUGGGACUAUAUGGUACUAUAGACCCUUGUAGAGUAAAGAUGAUCACACACACACUGACAAAUGGACUGUAAGAGCCACAUCAUGGACUCAAGGGAAAGCUUUUUUUUUUUUAAAACUAUGCAUAGAUUAAGUCUGUUUGAUUUUAUUUACUUAUUGGCUGCCCCCUUUGUUGAGACAUUUAAUGCACACACUCCAUAUCUGUUCAGUGACCAUUACAGCAGAUAAUUGUGAUGAAUACCUUCUGUGGCUUUCAGUGAUUGGAGUGCUGUUUAGAUAACAUUGAAACAUGGAAAAUCACCUUAUUUCUUUACCGUAUCUUCUUUCUUGUGCAUUGGUCCUUCUUCUUUGGUGUGUAGUAGAGCUAGAAGAAGCAAAAAUAUGCGGCCUCUAAGUCAUAAUUUAUGAUGAUUAUUGCAGCAUCAAAGCUAUAAUUAUGCUUUUUUUGGGAUAAUAUAUGCAUAGCGGGGUAUCACAAUACUUAAAUGUCAAUGCAAAAAGUGUAUCAAGUUGACUGACUUACAUACUCUUUUUGUAGGGCGUUGUCCCUGUCAUGUGACCUGUCGUGCUGACACACGUGGCUGUCAGUGCACUUCAAAGAAAUCUUGUUGAUUUUGCAGUUCGCACUGCAGGAUGAUGCCUUACAAAAAUAAAUGCUCCGUCAUGUACACACACACACACUUACUCAUAGUCGUGUGUAACAUGAUUAACCUAAGGAAUGUUUGUACUUCUAAAGCAGUGUUUUUGACCCUAGGGCCUCCAUUCCAGUAUUUCCCUGAACCAAAGAAUGCUUCGAUUAAUGGCUCCUUACCCUGCACUGACAACAAACUCGCUCAUUCUUACCAUUUUGAACACUAGAUAGUGUAUUAAUUAAAACUCAUGGAUGUGUAGCUUUCAUUACAUAAGAAUAAGGACUAUGAUGCCUCAUUUGACUCCACACUACAUUCUGUCUUAAACUAUGCACAGCUUAGUGGGGGUAUUUAUUUUACUAUUUGUACUAAAAUGUUUUUUAACAAUGUACCUUGGGAGCUGUAUUCAGCUUUUCAUUUUACCCACCCCCCUUUUUUCACAUAAUAGUUGGUUAAAGAACACACCCCUUCAUUUCCUCCUUUAAGCAUUUGUCAGAGAAAACGUUUUGCUGUCUUAAGUAUUAAGUGAAAACACUGUCACAUGCUGCACUUCUGCUUUUCUGUCCAUUUUUGUUCGGUGGCUAAAAUUUGUGAAAAAAGAAUUGAACUGCAAACCUUAGGAGAGCACUUGUUGAUUGAACUCAUGUUUCAUGGUGCAUUACAUUUUACAGACUAUUCGUAAGACUUGCAGAAUGCGUUGAUGUAUUGUGAUUAUUUCAUUUCAUCUCGUGCAUGUUUUCCAGUUUGGACAAAAAUAUAUCUCUGGGUUUCUAGGUAACUAUUUGGCAUGUAAUUUUUUUUUCUUUGUCCCUUGUAGCAAACUUUUAUUUCAGGAAAAAAAAAUGUGUUCUUAAUUAAGAUUUAUCCCCAUUGGUUUAACUUGAGCACUGCAAUCUUUUUUUCCUCAUCUACCAAAUAUUUUGUGUUCAGUUAUCUAUACUGCACUGCCAAAGAGUCUUUUAUAUUUAAUAAAUUUAUUUGAAUUAUGCA